AUGGAGUAUGCUUAUAAUCAUCAUCGAUCGUUCGUUGUUGUCGGCGCAUAUCAGCUGCAAAAGGCGGCUCACCGUUACAUGGGUAUAGCCAAUAUUGUUCCAUACCAAGACCUGGGCAACAGCAACUACGAAAAUGACAUUGCUCUGAUCAAGCUGAAGAAACCGAUUACAUUUUCAAAAGAUGUUGCACCAGUGGCUCUGCCUGACAAGGAUGACACCUUUGGUCCAUCAUCUGAGUGCUGGAUCACUGGCUGGGGGGAAGUGGGAAAUGGUGUUCCACUGAAAGCUCCAGAAACACUUCAGCAGCUCAAGAUUUCCAUCAUCUCUCAGAGUACCUGUAAGGAGAGGCUUUCUCAGAUAGCCUCUAAUACACUAUGCACAAAUGACAGCAAGGGAAGGGGUGCCUGCAAAGGAGACUAUGGUGGUCCACUGGUGUGCCGUAAAGGGGGGAAAUUAGUUCAGGUGGGAGUCAUGAGUUCUGGUGGUUGUGGCCCCAAGGACGGCCCUGGCGUCUGUACUGAGGUUGCAAAGUAUCUGACCUUCAUAAACGACUACAUCCACCGUCCUGGGAAAGCUCCAGCUGAGAUGUGAACUCCUCAGAAACCGACACUGCCCGCUGUACUCAUCUCAUAAGCUGUCUUACUUUUAGCUUCUUUCCUGUAAAGCACUGUCACUCCAUGGUAAUGGUAGCUGACUGUGGCUCAGUUAACAGAUUUCUUUGCAUUAAAGCUUUAAAGCAUCA
Pundamilia nyererei is the source of this 742-nucleotide messenger RNA. RefSeq names its product tryptase-2-like. The record is from RefSeq and is a predicted model, not a curated record. Bases 1 to 591 code for a protein of 196 amino acids. The transcript has 4 exons. Gene Ontology annotation, biological process: proteolysis. NCBI's taxonomy places the organism in Eukaryota, Metazoa, Chordata, Actinopteri, Cichliformes, Cichlidae. Gene Ontology annotation, molecular function: serine-type endopeptidase activity.